AUGGACAAGCUGAAGCCGGAACAACUUGAUAGUGUCACACGCUUGCCCCUCGGUCCUGAUCCUGAUGAAUUUGCUCGCUUCGCGUCUAGCUGCAAGGGUGUGGUCACAGAGAUCCUCAACAAAAGCGACGUCAAGCGCAAGCAGACUUUCAGUUCCUCCACCUGGGUCACCGGAUGGCUUCCGUUGUUGCGCAAACGUGUCCGUGCUGCUGUCGUUGAAGGCCAAACCACCAACCGUGCCACUCUGGAAUUUCUUGAUGCCACCUUCCUACAGGUAGAAAACCAUCUGCGCAAGGAACCGGCAGGGCCCUCGACGUACGCCUUCUUCAUCCAGAAAUUGGCGGCCGCCUGGGACACUCAAGACAAGAGCUCGGGGAUUGAUCGUCUUCGCAGUUUUGGCGUAUCCAACGGCGAGACUUACGGAGAAUACAUCCGUCGCUAUAAGGCUCUGGCCAUGACCGUCAUGGUUUCCCACCACGCGUUCAAGCCUUCGGAUGCGCAAGUGCAGAUAGCUGUUCGAGACUCCAUGUUGAAACAGUUUCCGGUAGUGUCUGGGCAGGUGUACAAGGAUGAGCAGCUCUCCAUGGAAGCCCCUUUUGGGCGACAUGCUUCGUGUCUGGAUGAUAUGUGGGAUGUGUUGGACAAGCGUGCGUUCGCGCACACGCCGGCGGUACAUGGAGAUGAUUUCUUUUCGGUAUCUUCCACGAAUGCUAGGAGUUCGUCUGCUGUUUCGCGUGCUGUAGCUUCUUCGGCGUUGCGUUCGACGGUGACCCCUUCGUGGAGCCAAGGUUCUUCGGCCGCCGUGAUGAGUGUUGACCCUCUACCUAAUGAUGAUCGGGACCCUUUUCUGUUGCACUACAGCGACUGGCCGUUGCAAGGACACUUCCAAGAGGUGUACAACGUCGCUAGUGAGAUGGCUCUAACCAAGAAUGAUCCGCCAUUGUUCACCCCCUUGGUCUCGGCUGAAGAGCGCCGCAACGCGCUUCGACUGUACAAGGGCAAGUGCCUCAACUGCUUGGGAGAAGACCACUCCUUCAAAUCCUGGAGCCGAAUGGCCUCUGCUAACAUUGACCCCGCCGGAGCCGCCGCCCUAAGGCCGCCCUCCGGAUCACGGAGCGUUGCGACUUCGCCCGCUCCUGCCUCGCUUUCUGGGUCCUCCCCGUCGGAGAAGAGGACCCGUCCGCCUGGUCCACCCCCGCCUGUGCCUGGUGCCCGCUCUUUGCCCCUUCGCCCUGCACCGGCUCCGCCGUUUGAUGACAAGUGCGAGUACGCUUCGGAUGACGUCCUUCUUUUCUGGAAACCUCCGUCUGUGUUCUCGCAAUGGACUCCUUCGGCUUUUGACGUACUGGGGGUACGUUAUUCAUGUGGUGAGCAAUUCAUGAUGUCUGAAAAAGCGAAGUUGUUUGGAGAUAUGACGUCGUAUGACAAAAUUAUGGCUGCAACAGAUCCUAAGACACACAAGUUUUUGGGUCGAAAUGUGCGUCCUUUCGACUAUGCUGAAUGGGAGCGUCGUCGUGAAGAGAUCGUGCUUACGGGGUCGUACGCCAAAUUUGCUCAAAACCAUGACAUGAAACAUCAUCUACUGGAGACGGGUACCCGCCUCCUUGCAGAAGCCAGCCCCUUCGAUCGUGUUUGGGGUAUCGGCAUGUCUGCAUGCUUUCCAGAUGCUAGCGAUUCAUCCAAGUGGGCGGCUAGCGGUUCUUCGCUACGGAAGGACCCGGGCGAAGACCCAGCUUGUCUACGUUUGGACGCUCCGGGGGACCAUGCUCCUGGCGUUCAUCUGGUGGCAUCGACCUCCGCUUGUGCAGACCAGCCUCCUCUUCUCGAACAUGGGCCCGAUCUGGUCGGCGGCACGCUCCUGUUGGACUCGGACUCAUACACCACCCGGGUCCUGCUGCAUGGAGGACCUACAGCCACUUCUCAACUCGCGCGAGUGGCGCUUCUGGACUCUGGGUCUCCUGCAUCCUUCGUUUCCGACUCCGUGGUCACCGCCAUGAUAGCUGCCGGAGCCCUGACAGCUGGCAGCGUUCGUGUUUUGCCCUUUCGUCGUUGGGGUGGGUUUGGUGAUGGACCCGCCCUUGUGACCACCCGGUCGAUUGGUCUCACCGUUAAUUUUCUCCAUGGAGAUAGAGCUACCGCUUCCUUGGCGGUCUGGGCCUGUGUUGUUCCAGACGCCGCCAUGGGGCACGCCGUGCUUCUGGGUCGUGAUAGCUGGAUGAGCUUCAACUCUCGCGUGUUCACCACCCUCCCCCA
Ectocarpus sp. CCAP 1310/34 is the source of this 2252-nucleotide messenger RNA. NCBI's taxonomy places the organism in Eukaryota, Phaeophyceae, Ectocarpales, Ectocarpaceae. The record is from the annotation of a GenBank genome assembly.